AUGAGAAAUCCUACAUAAGAAACAAAAUUUCCUAAAAUUGAAAAAAGUCCAAGGUUCAAUACUAACUAAUCAUAAUUCCAUAACAAAUCAAAUCAAAAUAUGACUAAAUCUUAUUACAUGUCUGAAAAUGAAAUGAAAGGAUCUUCAUAAUUCAAAAGUAAUAAUAUUCGUUAAGAUUAGAUGAAUAAUAGACUGACAUAAAUUUUUAUAAUAAUCCUUAAUCUUAAGGAACUGAAAUUAUUAUAGAACUAAGUAAAAGAUAAUAACUUAAUAAAAAUUGCAAAGAAUAGUUAGAAAAAUUUAUAUAAAAUUAUUAUGGAUAAGGCAAUAUUAAAAUUGUAGUAAAUUUACUUGAUAGACUGGGAGAUAAUCAAUAGAAAUAAUAAAAGGAACAAUAUUAAUUAUUGAAAAUGGCAUUCAAUCAAACAACAAUUAAUGAAGAAGAUAAAUUAUUUCAAUAGAGAAUUUAUAAAUUUAAAGGUUAACCUGAAAAUAAUCUCUAAUCUCUUAUAUAAACGAUCAUAUACAGUGUUAAUAUUUUACCAACUUUUUAAGAAUACAUUUCAUAGAUUGGAGGUCAUAUUGAAGUUAAUUAUGAAGGAUGUUAUCUACAAAUACCUUCUCCUUAAAUUAGGUAAGUUGACGUAACAGAUUUAGAUUUUUUUUUUUUUGAUACUAUUUGUCAUUAUUUUGAAAAUACAAUUAUCUUGCAAAUUGAGUGUUAAUCUAAUGCGGAAGCAUUUGCAAAAUUUAAAAUCAUAUAUGAUAAAGGUGGCUAUAAUAUAAUAGAGAAGCAACUAGGUUUUAAAUUCAAAGAUAUUAUACUUUUGAAAUUAGAUAUGUUAAUUUGUUAAUUAGGGAAAGUAACUGAUUUUAAUUUAUUAUUAAAACAUGAUUAACUUUAUUGUUUGAUUGAAUAUAAUGGUAAAAGCAUAUAAGAAUCAUAAAAUAAAUUGAAUGAGUUUCUUAAAUGAUAAAGAAAGAAAGUGUGACUGACAGUAUUCUAUUUUAUGAUUUGCCUUAUGAUGAAGAGGAAAUUAAAUAAAAAAUUAACUUUCUCAAAAGAGAAUAUCCUGAUAUAUAUAUUGAAAUAUCUAAUUGUCAAACUUUGGAGGACUCAAGAUUAAAAAUAUAAAUUACUUCAACUACUUUUUUACUCAACGAAUAAACUUCAACUGAAUUUUUAAAUCAAGCCAAAAAAAUUAAAACUUAAAUUGAAGGAAUUUAUUUGCCUUACAAAAAUAUAACAAUUUCAUAAAAACAAAAAGUUAUUUGGGAAAACUAUCUUUAGGAAUACUUUUAACAAUAUUAGUCAUGUUUUAAUGUACAUCAAAAUGGAGAAACUAUAGAAAUAGCAUUAAAAACUAAUUAAGAAAAAUGGAGAGAGCUAGAAAAAUAACUGGCUGAUAAAUUAAAGUUUUACUCAUAUUAACCUAUUAAAUUAGAAGCUAAAAGUUAAAUAAUAAACUAAUUAAAAAACUGUUAAAAUAAAAAUAAAUUAUUUAAACAGGUUUUUCAAAGCCUCUUUGCUGAUUUCGAAAACUAGAUUAACGUUACUAUUAAUGAAGUAGAUGACAAAAAUAUUAUAUUUUAAGUCAUUUUUGAUAAAAGAAAUUUUAAUUAGUUAAAAAUAGAGGAUAUUUUAAAAACCUAGUUUAUUGCUAAUUUGAAUGUGAAAAGAUAAAAUUUGCUUUAUGAAGAUAGUCUCAAAUAUUUUUAGUUGUAAUCUCCAGAAUUAAUAUAAAAUAAUAAUAUUUUUGUACAUUAAGCACCCUAACAUGUUGCAUAUUUUCUAGGAUUAGAUGAGCAUCUGGAAGAUAUAAAGGAAUUUUUUUUAAAAUUAAAAGGAUAAUAUAAUAAUGAAUGGAUAAAGUAAGAAUUAACAAUUGAAAAUAAAUUAAUUUUUAACCUUUUAUACUCAAAAUAUUGUAUGAAAGAUAUUGAAUUAAAGUUAGGAACAAGCAUUGAAUUUAUAAAAGCUACUAAUAGCAGUUAAAAUAAGAUUAUCAUAUAAGGAUUUUUAAACGAAAUAUUGAAUCUAUUAAAAAGAUUAUCAGAAUUAGAAAAUAGAAUGAAUACAUAUAUUAAGAUAAAUAAUUUAGAAUUAUCUUAACAGGAAAUUGAAAAUUUAAUUGGUAAACAACCAGAAUUGUCAUUAAUUGAAGAAUAGACUAGUAGCUAUUUUUAAUUCCAAAAAAUUGUAAGUUUUUCACCUGAAUAAGCAAUUAUUGAAAAAUUAACAUUUGAUGGAAAAGAAAUAAGUAUAGUUAAGGGUGAUAUAACUCAAAUAGAAUGUGAGUCAAUUGUGUAUUAAAUAUUAAAUGAUAAAUGUGAAUUAGGAGAUAUUGGCCUUCAAAAUCAAUAAGUAAAAAAUUUAUUAAAAAUGACUGAUAAUCAUAUACAUGAAUUUUUCAAAGAAAUAAUGAAGAAUAGAUCAUAGUUAAAUCCUGGAGAUUUGUUUUAUUACAAAGUUAAUACUUAAUGUCAUGUAGAUCAUAUUUUUAAUAUUUAUCCUCCUACCUAUAGGCAAGCAAAGACUUUGGCUCGUGACUAAAAAAUCAUAGAGUAAUUGGUUAGUAAUAUUUUUAAAAUGGCUAAGGAGAAAAAAAUUAAAUAAAUUGCUUUUCCAAUUAUUAGUGUUCAAAUUUUUGGUUUUUAUAUGAGUAUGGCUAGUUAAAUACUUUUAAAAGCAAUUAUACAUAAUUUGUUUCAAGAAGAUUGUGAUGUUAAAUAAAUAUUUAUACUUGAAAACGAUGACUAAAGAUGUAAAAAAAUAAUCUAUCAUUUUAAUCAAAUUGUAUCUGAUAACCCAGAAUAAAAGACAGAAAAUUAUUUAAAAUAAUAAUGGUAGUGGUUCGAGUAAGAUCACUAUGAGGAUUAUGAUGAUUAUGAAGUUAAUAGAAAAAUUUGUAAAAUGUAUAGCUUAUUCGAGAAAGGCUAAGAUUAAUAAUUUAAUAUAUUAUAUCCUUAUAGUAAAUAUCCUGGGACACAUCUAAUAGAUUUAGACUAACAAAAAAUUUGGGAUAAAACUCACAACAAUUCUGAACAAAGUAUAAUUUCGAUUGAUAACUUUGGAGAGAGAAAAUAUUAUAUAGAUGGAAGACUAGUAAAAGAUGAUUUAAAUAGAUAUUUAAUACAAUAGGAAAUCUAAGGUAAGAGAAAAUUCGACAUUUUUUAUAAAUUUUAUGAAAUUCAUUUAACUUCAUAAGGACACUUUUAAAAAAAUCUUUAAUUUGGAAAUAUUAGGGCAAUCUAAUUUAUUCCAUAUGAAAAGCCAAAUUUUGAAGAUGUUUUGAUUUAAUAGAAUUCUUAACUUAAAAUUGAGAAAAUGAUUGGAACAUCCUAGUUAAAUGGAUCUUAAAGCAUUCACUAUGACAUUAAUUAACAGAAAAAAGUGAAAUAUGAUUAAUUAUUGAUACAUACUUCAAAUGAUGAUGAAAAUAUUCCAAAACAAAAACUAUUGGAAUUAUUGCAAAAUUCAACUGUAAAAAAAACAAAAACAUCUUAAACCCACUUUAAAACUUAAUAAACUACUUAAAAAUAAUCAGAAUAGAUGUUUUUAAUUCGUUCUCCUACAAAUAAUCGCAAAUUACUAUUACCUAAAAGAGAACCUUUAUAAGAUAAAAAUUGA
Paramecium primaurelia is the source of this 3631-nucleotide messenger RNA. Lineage: Eukaryota; Ciliophora; Oligohymenophorea; Peniculida; Parameciidae. The record is from the annotation of a GenBank genome assembly.